Messenger RNA from Babesia ovata, 1386 nucleotides. RefSeq names its product replicative DNA helicase, putative. NCBI's taxonomy places the organism in Eukaryota, Apicomplexa, Aconoidasida, Piroplasmida, Babesiidae. Bases 1 to 1386 code for a protein of 461 amino acids. The transcript has a single exon. The record is from RefSeq and is a predicted model, not a curated record.
AUGCAAAGCGGAAUAACGCUUGGCAACGUUGAGCAGCGCAGUGCCUUUGCAGACGCCCUUGAGACGAACCAUCACGUUCCACUUGCACAGUUGGACCUCCACGGGAUACGUGGCCAUGGUGCCCUUCAGCACAGUGUAGAGCUCACCAGACUGCGUGGCGCCGAACUCGGGGUCGGAGUUGUGGUACUGGAACACCACCACCGAGUCCAUUACCUCGAUGUAGCUGCCGGGAGUACGGUGCGCGUACUGCUCCAUUAUCUGAAUCACGGGCUCCUUCCAACCCUCGUCGACCGUAUCCAGCAUGCAGCACCACUCGUUACCCGUGAUGGUAGGCACCUUGUAGUACAGCCCGUAGCCCGAACACAGACCCAGCUUCGGCUGAUCGGGGAACCACAACUUCUCCAUACAUUCGCGACUUCGGCCGCUUAUAACGACCACUACGUUCAGGGGAUCGUCAGCAAGCGUCUCGAUGCUCUUCACGUUGCACUCGAGGGGGGCGAUCCGCAUACGGAUGCUUUGCUCACAGUCUUGAGGAGAGCGCGGAGGGGUGUCCCACAGACUGGGCGACAGUGUGCCUUCGCAAUCCAAGAAUAUCAGACGACGACGCGCAGCAUGGUAGCAGUUAAGCACGAAAUCCGUGUUCAGACGCUGGAACGAGUUGGCCAGCGAAUAAGUCUUGAGGGUCUUGCCAAAGCCCCAGGUGAGGUGAAGCAUGUCCUGGCGCUUGCGUGCGAAGAACAACUCACGCACGAAGUGGUCGGCCCAGCUCACUGUGUCGCUGCUCACGAUGUACUCGAAGUCGCGACGGCACACUUCGACCCUCUCCUCGGACUUGGACGACAUAGCUGUUCGCAUAGCCUCUACCACGCUCUCGAUGUGCCACGGGUUAACACGGAUCGCAGACAGAAGCAUCUUGCUGAAGCCCACAAACUCACUCAAUAUAGCGCACGCUGGUUUGCCCUUACGGCAGUAGAUGUAUUCCAACGCACGCAUGUUAAUACCGCCACGAAUCGACGUGUCCAGGAAGCAGUCAGCAGAAACAAACAGGGCGUAUUUGCGCUCUAUACUCACGUUAAAUUCCAGCACGACGUGCACACCGCCAUAAUCUUCGUUUAUGCUGUCCACAAUCGACUGCAAUCGCUCCGCCACGUCACGCCGACACUCCCAGAGCGUGUCCUUGGCGGACACGUACUGCACCAGCAGCACCUUGUUGCGAGCAGAACUGGUCUGUUCCAGGAACUUACGGAACGCCUUCAGCUUCAGAAACAAACCGGAAAGACGGAUAUCACGGUCCAACGAACCAAACACGAAACGGUCGGGCCACUGUUUACGGAACGACUCAACCAGCGCUGGGACGCCAUUGUUCUCCUCCAGCAUGGUAGCUAG